Molecule: messenger RNA, 1181 nt
Organism: Salpingoeca rosetta
Lineage: Eukaryota; Choanoflagellata; Craspedida; Salpingoecidae
Exons: 7
Coding region: 35-937 (300 amino acids)
Biological process (GO): mitochondrial respiratory chain complex I assembly; biosynthetic process
Cellular component (GO): mitochondrion
Source: RefSeq, a predicted model, not a curated record
CGGCUGGCAGCGCGCUAAAAAUAACACACAUUUCAUGGUGUUGCGGACAGUCAACAUGGCCGGAACUCGCGCAGCAACGAACGUCUUUGCGCACUGCCGCAACGUGGUUCGGCAAAGCAGUCGGGAGCACUAUUUGACGACAAUGCUGCUUCCCCGCACUGCCGAGAAUGCUGUGUUUGCCGUGCGUGCCUUUAACGCACAAAUCUCCCGCGUCAGGGAUGAGGCACGGGAGCCAGGCGCAGUGAAGAUGCGGUUCUUAUUCUGGAACGACGUUGUGAAUGGCCUCAAGGGUCAAACGACCAACCCGACUUCGGCGCUGGUGGCCCAUCCCGUGGCGAAAGCACUGGAUAUCACCGCAACACAGCACAACCUGACCGUCUCCUUCCUCAAGCAGCUUGUUCGCGCCAGGGAGGCACACUCAGACGACAGCCCCUUUCAAACCAUGAAGGACGCUGAGAACUACGCUGAACACACGUGCUCCAGCCUCUACUAUUUAACCUUGGAGUGCAUGGGCAUCCGUGACCAGCACGCAGACCACGUUGCUUCCCAUAUCGGGCGAGCAGAAGGAUUGGUGACGCUGUUGCGAGGUCUCCCUCACAUGGCAUCACAGGGCAAGUUGCGGUUGCCACUGGACGUGUGUGCCAAGCACGGGGUUGUGCAGCAAGACGUGCUGCGAGGCAACAUCACGCCCGCAGUACAGGAUGCUGUCCACGCCAUUGCCAGCGAGGCUGUGCUCCACCUCAACACGGCUCGCUCCAUGAUGGACCAGAUCCCACAGCACGCCCGCACCUGCUUCCUACCCUCGGUCUGCCUCAACCUCUAUCUUAACCAACUCCUUGCUGUCGACUUUGACCCCAUGCAUCCAACCCUCCUCAAACCACAGGGGCUCCUCCCACUGCGCUUGCUCUGGGCUAGGUUCCGCAACUCAUACCCGUAGGCUCUCAUCCCUCUGUGUGUGUGUGUGUGUGUGUGUGUGUGUGUGUGUGUGUGUGUGUGUGUGUGUGUGUGUGUGUGUGUGUGCUGCAAUUUUCUCCCCUUUGGAUGCAAUUCUUGGGCUUGGUUUCUCUGAGACUUGCUUGUGUGUUCAGGGGAGGAACUACAGCAGCACGCAAGCAAGCACACAACGUGAAGAGGGAAACACAGCGACAAAACCGCACACAACUACACGCACAUGCACAGCC